Penicillium canariense is the source of this 525-nucleotide messenger RNA. RefSeq lists its product as uncharacterized. Bases 1 to 525 code for a protein of 174 amino acids. NCBI's taxonomy places the organism in Eukaryota, Fungi, Ascomycota, Eurotiomycetes, Eurotiales, Aspergillaceae. The transcript has a single exon. The record is from RefSeq and is a predicted model, not a curated record.
AUGGCCGACUCAGGAUCAUCUCCAGCUACCCGUCUCCCCAUCCGCACGCAACACUGCCGCUUCUGCAACCACCUCCUCCUCGCAACAACCCGCGACCUCUCGAGCCUCCCGCGGCGCGCAGGCGACUCCCAAGACAAAGCGCUCAUCCUGCCGCUCGAAAACCGGGGCACAGAGCUAGACGAAGGUGAGAACACGGAGCCGCAGACCCAAAGUGGCCGAACGAAGCACGCUACGCUCCUCCUCUCUACGACGAUACCCGAUCGGCGGGCGACGCUGAUCCGGCGCGAAGAUGGCAUUGAGAAGCGCAUGUUGUUGCGGUGCGGGCGGUGUCGCGUUGUGGUGGGGUAUUAUUUGGAUCAAGUGCAUUGGGGAGGGGUGAGGAAAGAGAGGGAGCUAGGCGAGGAGGGUGAGGAGGAGCGGCCGCCAGCGAUGUAUGUGCUUCCGGGGGCGAUGGUGGAGACGGACAAAAUGGGAGAUGAUGGGGUGGGCGAGAAGGAGUGGAGGGCUUGGGCGGAGGAUGCAUAG